GCAGGCAGGCAACAGGUGGACGGAUGAGCCCUGUGCGAUUGAUGGAAUGUGGGGUUAUUAGCGCAAAGCCUGUACAAUUGCAACAAAUGACAGCAAGAUAAAGGUUUUCUACUACCAACUUCUAUUACUGCCUUGGACUCCUUCAUCCUUACAAUGCCAAAGAGUGACACAUGGCCGGGUGGUGUCACAAUAGAGACGAUGACUGGCAUGGACAGUGCAGGCAGCUGUGAUAGUGUUGUCAGCAUGAACUCUGGAUUUAGUGACGAUAGCUUUGAGCACCUGUCUGCUGAGGAGAGGGCAUGUCUCAUGUUCUUGGAAGAGACCAUAGAGUCCCUAGAGACUGAGGAGGACAGUGGACUAUCCAAUAAUGAGCCUGACUGCCUGCCCACCACCGGCAAUGUGGCCACCAAGAUGGCCCACCUCUCUGCCUCCAUUGGCCAAAACAAACUCAACAAUGUAUCAAAAUAUCCCAGAGAGCAGCACGGUUACCUGGUUCCUACUCCGUUCAUCCUGGCCAACAGCACCUCCUGCAUCCUGCCCAAGGCUAGGCCAGGCAUACCCCCAGAUAAGGAGAACUCUCUCCCAAAGCCCAAGGUCACUGCCUUGGACAACAGGCCAUGUCAGGGCCACCACCCUUGUGUACCCCCUGAGGUCAAUGUUGUUGUGAUUCCCCCUCCGUCAAAGCCCAAAGACUACCCUGGUCAGAGACCACCCCCUUCACCCAGAGGCCCUCUGUCCUAUGAAGCCCUAGUGCAGCUAAGGAAGAGUGCCUCCAUGAAGAGAACCCCUCAAAGUCCCACAGCUGAGACCAGAGACUGGAACAGGCAGCCCUCUGCAUCAGACAUACCCAUUCACCCGCAUCAUGGAAGCACACCCAGAGGCCCCUCAGUCACCCCAGCCCAGGGGAUACUCCCCCAGGAGCCCAGCAAGCACAAGGCCAGUCCCCCAGUCGUGUUUCCCCCCCAAAACAAAAUACCUUCCCACACUGCGCUGAAUAACCAAAAGGAUACUGCCAACCCCACCACAGACUCCAGUGCCACUUCCUUGGGCUCAUUGCCCAGUGACAGGCAUUUGUCGGACCCCCAGAGGGUGAGAAAGGAGGCCUUACAAAAGCUGGGGCUCCUGAGAGACAAUAAUGAGUCCCAACCUAAGCCUGUUACGCCACUGUGCACCUCCAAAUCUCACUCCUCCUUGGAACUAACGUCAGCCAGUGUGGGAGUCAAAGCUCCACCUCAUGGUAACCCAACAAGAAGCCAGCCCUCAACCACCUCCCAGGGACCCAGAGAAUCUAACAUCAGGCCAGUACAAAGCAGCAGCAGCUUCCUACAUCGCUCUAGUGAGGAGCAGCCCACCGUCCCCCUCUCACACCUGGCCAAACCGAGUGGGGUCAAAGCUGCCAACCUGGAGCGCUCAGGGUUGGGGCUUGGGAGCUACAAGUCUGACCAUGGGAUACCUCCCGAUCCCCACUCCGCCACCCUGGGCAGCCAGAGGGAGGGUGGACGUUGCACCCCACCUGCUCCCAACAAAGCCCCAGAACAGGUGAAAACAACCCCCGCUGCACAGCCAGUGUCCCCCCACAAGACCCCGCACUGCCCAGGCAUCAGUGUGGUGAUGGUGCCCAGCAUGGGAGAAGAUAGACGAGAGGCACUUAGGAAGCUGGGGCUGCUGAAAGACUAGGCCCAGAGAGAGGGCAGCCAAAUAUCUGCCCAGUAGAUAAACAGAUAUAUAGAGGGUAUAAAAUGAAACAGACUUCCACCACCUUAGGGAGGGAAGCAUCAAGAAGUGGGGAAUGAACCGAUUUCAGGAAAUUUUUUGAGCAUUGAACAUGCUGGCUUAUCAGGAAAAGACUGGCCUCUUUCUUCCUUUUCUCUCUUUAAGAGAGUACUGCAGUUUACUUUACUCAGUAGUGCUGAGCAAUUAACUGAAAUGUUGGUUCAAUUAUUUUAAUUCAAUUUUGUUCCGUUUUCUUUUCUGUAAGCUCAAUGUGAACAUUGCGCAGUUUCUCAAGAGAUAAAGCAGAACAAGCCUGAACUGUGUGAUGUAGUAGGGAGUUGUAUUUUCCAACAGGCCAAUAUUCUACAUAGUUUAGUGCAGAAAACAUGGUAAUUAACUUCAAUGACGAUAAUCCAUUGCGCCUGCUUGUCCGUCUGUGUGUUUCUUUUACGCCUGCAACGUUACGUUAGUGUGGGGCAGACACGGAGAGCAAGAGAAGAGACAGAAGAAAGCUCGAUCAAGAGGGAUAGAGAGCAGUUGCUUCACA
Messenger RNA from Coregonus clupeaformis (lake whitefish), 2260 nucleotides. RefSeq names its product specifically androgen-regulated gene protein-like. The record is from RefSeq and is a predicted model, not a curated record. NCBI's taxonomy places the organism in Eukaryota, Metazoa, Chordata, Actinopteri, Salmoniformes, Salmonidae. The transcript is spliced from 4 exons. Bases 154 to 1677 code for a protein of 507 amino acids.